AUGUUGAACUAUUUGGACAAGAAUAGGACUGCUAUAAUUUAUUUGGAGCACAUUGGAGGAUUGACUUAUCUUGAUAGUGCAGCCCAAGAAACUGAUCCAAAUAUGCAAUCCAACUUUGAUUUGGGGUCCUUUAAUUUUGAUCCAAAGAGUGGAUUAGAGUAUAUUUACUUUGAUGCUGGAAAUGUUCAAAUUGGUUUUGGGAAUGUUGAAUUUGAUUUUGGGAUUGCAAAUGUGAAUGUUGAUGAUAUUGGAUUUUUGGAUCUAAAUUUUAAACCUGAUGUAGAUGGAGGGCAAAAGGAUUUUGCUGGUCAUGUUGUAAUCACAGACGAAGAAGAAUAUAGUGAUUCAUCAAGUGAUGAUGUUGUAUAUUACAGUGACCAUUCCUACCAGGAAGAAGAUGAUGAUGGGUUAUAUGAGACAUUUGUUGAUGAGAACGAAAAAUUUGUGGGGGUAAGGGUCACUACUGAAGAAGAAGUUGCGUUUGAUGGGAAUGGUGAUGAGAUUGUGCUCAGUGAUGAUGAUUCCAAAUAUGGUUUUGAAAGCAGUUAUUACACCUCAAGUGAUGAAGAAAAUAGUCUUAGAAGGAAGCAUCACUUUAAGAAUUUUAGGCCUGAAACUGAUAUGGAAGAUCCCCAGUUCAAGAUGGGAAUGUUAUUCAGCACACCUCAAGAGUUCAAAGCAGCAGUGAAACAACAUGCAAUUAAGCACCAAAGGCAGGUAAAGAUGGUCAAGAAUGAUAAGAGGAGGAUUAAAGCCAAGUGUUUUGGGGGGACUGAUCCAGAAAAACCUUGUCCAUGGGAGGUAUAUGCAGCCAAAGUUAUGACUGAGUCUACUUACCAAGUGAGAACCUACAAGGCGAUACAUAAAUGUGGAAAAACCUACUCAAAUAGGAAUGUAACCUCAACAGUCAUAGCUAAGAAGUAUAUGGAUGAUUUAAGGAUUAAUCCAGGGAUGCCUAUUGCUGCCUUGAAAGAGAGAGUGAGGAAGGAACUAAAAGUUGAUGUUUCUAGGAACCAAUUAUACAAGGCAAAGAGAAAAGCUGGUAAGCUCAUUUAUGGUAAUGAUAUUGAACAAUAUGGGAAACUGUGGGACUAUUGUGAGGAGCUAAGGAGGACCAAUCCAGGCUCAACUGUGGUAAUGGAUGCCUCAUUGGAUGAAGUCACUGGGCAACCAAGAUUCAACAGGUUGUACAUUUUCUUAGCAGCUGUGAAGAGUGGGUAUCUAGCAGGUUGCAGAAAGAUAAUAGGUGUAGAUGGUUGUCACUUAAAAGGGGAAUAUAGUAGCCAGCUCCUCACAGUAGUUGGGGUGGAUCCAAACAAUGCUAUGUAUCCUAUGGCAUGGUGUGUGGUGGAGAAUGAGAAUAAAGAUACAUGGACAUGGUUUCUUACACUUAUGAAGAUGGACCUCAAUAUUACAGAAGCCAAUGAACAUGAAUGGACAUUCAUCAAUGAUAGGCAAAAGGGUUUGUUGCCAGCAAUUAAUGAAAAUAUAGUCAGAUCAGAGCAAAGGUAUUGUGCUAAGCACAUAUUAAGCAACUUUCAAAAGCAAUUCAAAGGUUUGUCCCUUGAAAACAAGUUCUGGGAAUGUGCUAAGGCAUCCCAUGUAGCACAAUUUCAUGAUGCAAUGGAGAAGAUGAAGGAAGAAGAUCCUGCAGCAUAUCAAUGGUUAGCCAAAAUACCUGCAAGUCAUUGGAAUAGAUCACAUUUCAAGGAAAUUGUGAAAUGUGACAUGGUGUGCAACAACUUAUGUGAAACAUUCAACAGAGCUAUAUUGGACGCUAGGGAUAAACUAAUUAUAGAAAUGUUGGAGUGGAUUAGGUGUUAUCUGAGUAAGAGGAUGGUGAUUAGAAGAGAGUGGAUUAAGAAAUUCAAAGAAGAGCUCUUACCUAACUGUUAUAGCAAGUUAGAGGCAUUGAAGGAUUAGGCAGCACCUUAUCAAGCUGAAUGGUUUGGUGAUCUCCAAUUCCAAGUUAGAUGUGGUGAUGGGGAACAAUACACAGUGUUCCUAGAUUUACAAUCUUGUAGUUGUAGAAGGUGGGACUUGACUGGGAUACCUUGUGUCCAUGCAAUUGCAGCAAUCCAAGAGAGACAUGAGAGAGAAGAACAUUUUAUACAUCCUUGUUAUUCCAAGUCAAGUUACGCUAAGGCAUACCAACCAUUGAUCAAUCCUGUUAAUGGCUAUAAAAUGUGGCCUAAAACAGGUCACACACCAGUUUUGCCUCCAAAGGGGAGGAGAAAAUUUGGAAGGCCAAAGAAGAAAAGAAUUAGGGCUCCAGAAGAAUAUUUGAAUCCAAAGGAUCCAACCAAGUUGAGAAAACUAGGACAGAACUCAGUUUACUGUAGAAGGUGUGGGAAACAUGGCCACAACCGGAGAACUUGCACCACACCCUUGCCUGAGGCUAAUGGAACCAUUAUACAAGCAAGGGGGAGAGGAAUUAGUGUGCAGCCAAGUGCUAGGGGGGGUUCUGUGCAACCAAGGGGCAGAGGAACUAGUGUGCAACCAAGGGGCAGAGGAACAAGUGUGCAACCGACGGGCAAUGGAACAAGUGCAAGGGGUAGAGGAGGGGGUGUGCAGCUUAGGGGCAGGGGAAAUAGUGUGAAGACAAGAGGUGGGGGAAUUGUGCAACCAAUAGGCAAGGGAACUAGUGUCAAUAUAAGAGGUGGAGGAAGUGGUGUGAAAACAAGAGGUGGGGGAGUUGGAGUGCAAUAAAAAGGCAGGGGAAGUGGUGUGAAGACAAGAGGUGGGGGAGUUGGAGUGCAACAAAGAGGCAGAGGAAGUGGUGUGAAGACAAGAGGUGGGGGAGUUGGAGUGCAACAAAGAGGCAGGGGGAAUGGCAUCAAGGUUAGGGGUGGAGGAGUUGGCAUGCAGCCAAGGGGCAGAGGCAUUCAGGUUAAUGUCCCUUCUAACUAUGCACAAGCCACACAAGGAUCACAAGCUUCAAAUAUCACUUCAGUUACAACUCAAACCUUAGGAAGUGGGUUUGGCAGCACCAACAAGUAACUGGCUUUCUUUUUGUGGAACAU
Molecule: messenger RNA, 3023 nt
Organism: Rhododendron vialii
Lineage: Eukaryota; Viridiplantae; Streptophyta; Magnoliopsida; Ericales; Ericaceae
Exons: 3
Coding region: 1-1923 (640 amino acids)
Source: RefSeq, a predicted model, not a curated record